Messenger RNA from Alternaria metachromatica, 1992 nucleotides. RefSeq lists its product as uncharacterized. Gene Ontology annotation, molecular function: oxidoreductase activity, acting on CH-OH group of donors; flavin adenine dinucleotide binding. Lineage: Eukaryota; Fungi; Ascomycota; Dothideomycetes; Pleosporales; Pleosporaceae. The transcript has a single exon. Gene Ontology annotation, biological process: secondary metabolite biosynthetic process. The record is from RefSeq and is a predicted model, not a curated record. The coding region runs from base 1 to 1992 and encodes 663 amino acids.
AUGGCGCCGCUUUCGCGACUUCUUACACGACGGGCAGCCUUGUUUUCCCUUGUCGCAUCAACACUUGCACAAACCGGCAACCCCAUUCUCGACCCCAUUCUCGAAACCAUUGGAUCAACUCUUCAGGGAGAUGGACUGAUUGAUGGUACACUUGGUGCUAUCGGCGGAACACUAGGCGGCGAGCAAACCUUCGACUAUGUCGUCGUUGGAGGAGGAACGGCGGGUGCUGGAGUUGGCGUAAGACUAGCCGAGGCAGGAUUCAGCGUUGCUAUAAUCGAAGCUGGAGGCUUUUACGAGAUCGCGAAGCCGGUCUUGGGCACCACACCAGCAGGAUCCUUCUUUGGAGUCGGAGCGAGCCUCGCCGACAUGGUACCGACGACAGACUGGGGUUUCGCCACGGAGCCACAACCGCAGCUGAACAAUCGCCGAAUCCACUAUGCUCGCGGCAAAUGCUUGGGUGGGAGCAGUGCCUUGAACUUCAUGGUUUACCAUCGCGGGACCACGGCAAGCUACCAGAUGUGGGCGGAUGCUGUUGAUGACCAGAGCUAUACCAUGGCAAACCUUACCCCAUUCUUCAACAAAGCAGUGACCUUCACUGCCCCUGGAGAGCGGUCGCUUGACAACAUCACGACCACUUACGAUGCGUCCAGCUUUUCAAAUAGCGGUGGGCCUGUGCAGGUUGGCUACGGAAAUUGGAUCUCGAUCUGGGCGUCAUACCUCGAGAAGGCUUUCAAGGCCUUCGGUAUCCAGGAAAACACUGACUUCAACAACGGGAAGUUGCUCGGGUACCAAUGGUCGCAGAGUACCAUUCGGUCCCGCGACCAGACGCGAAGCUCGUCGGUUGCUUAUAUACACGCCGUACAAGCCAAUUCCGAGGCCUCACGCAAUCUCAAGGUAUUUACCCAUACACAAGCGCGGCGAAUCUUGUUCGACAAAUCUUCUGCCAGGCCUAAAGCAGAUGGGGUCGAGGUGUCAGCCCUUGUUGGCUUGACAAAGUAUACCAUUAAGGCUCGUCGCGAGGUGAUCGUGAGUGCUGGAACGCUCCAGUCUCCUCAACUCCUCAUGCUCUCGGGCGUUGGUCCGACUGAUCAGCUUUCAGAGCAUGGUAUUGACCAGAUCGUUUCAGCCCCAGGUGUUGGUCAGAACAUGUGGGAUCACGUUCUAUUUGGUCCUUCAUACUCCGUCAAGUUCAAGACUGUAGGUUCCAUACUUCUCAGACCUCUGGAAUUGGUCAAUGCGCUUGUUGAGUACACAACGAAAGCCAAGGGUCUACUCACCUAUGCGGCCGACAUAUUGGGCUGGGAAAAACUGUCGAAGGUGGAAGGAAUCCGCGACAAACUCAGCCAAAGCACACUGGAUGCCCUGCAAACCUUUCCUGACGACUGGCCCGAGGUGGAAUACAUCGCUGCCGACGCGUACGCAGGGAAUUUCCGUUAUCCCCUGGCGCAACAACCUCUGAACGGCAAGAAGUAUGUCAGUAUCCUUGGAGCCAUGGUGGCACCGCUGUCUCGAGGCAACAUUACACUCAAAUCGGCGAAUCCGCUCGCUGCACCGGCCAUCAACCCGAACUGGCUGUCGGAUCCAGCCGAUCAAGAGCUCGCUAUCGCCUGGUACCGUAGGAUGCGCGAAGUCUUUGCGACAAAGGACGUCGCAGCACAACUGGAAUACAUGGGUAGUGAAGCGUACCCAGGCCUCGACAAGGACAGCGACGAACAGAUUCUCGCAGUCAUCCGAGACAGCGCGAUCACAGUAUGGCACGCCUCUUCGACCUGCCGAAUGGGUAAGAGCGUACUCAAAGAUGGUGUUCGCGAGCGAGUUGAUGAGAUGGACGUCGUCGACUCUGAGGCCAAGGUUUUUGGGGUAGAUGGGCUUCGUGUUGUGGACGCCAGUAUUUUUCCAUUCCUGCCGCCUGGCCAUCCUCAGAGCACCAUUUAUGCAUUAGCAGAGAAGAUCUCGCAGAUCAUUGUUCGGGAUGGCCGCAGUAGUACGUAG